AUGUCGAUGCCGGUCGACAAUAAGAAGUCGAUAAUUGAUUACUUGAGUUCAGUGCCAAAAGCCCUAUGCAUUGAAGACAUUGGAGAUCUAGAGACCAUAAUGUCGAUGCCGGUCGACAAUAAGAAGUCGAUAAUUGAUUACUUGAGUUCAGUGCCAAAAGCCCUAUGCAUUGAAGACAUCGGAGAUCUCUUUUAUUUAGUGGAACAGCACUAUGUCUCCCGGACCCCGCACACCAUCAAAAACCUCCAGUCGCUGUUAUUCCAGGCGUCCGAACCGGUCGAAUGUGAGCCACAAAUAACCGAUUUGUCGCAUAUGCUGUGUCUUCCAGUGCCCGUCACAGACCUACUGCCCAACGCCUCGGCCAUCAAUUCUGUGCGCUAUUUCUGCGUCGACUGCCGGCCCGCCGAGCAGUAUAACAGCGGUCAUCUCUCAACGGCUUUCCAUUUGGACUGUUCGCUCCUAUUGGAAGAGCCGUCCGCUUUCAACACAGCAGUGAAGGCACUGUUAGCCGCGCAGAGACAGGCGAUCGAUGAGCAGUCGGUGGCGGGUGGCCAUCACCUGUGCUUUAUGGGUAGCGGGCGGGAUGAGGAGGACCAGUACGUUCAUAUGGUGGUCGCCUCGUUCCUCCAGAAGCACCACCAGUUCGUGAGUCUGGCGUACGGCGGCUACGAGUGCUUACACCGACUCAUUACGACGAACACCGAUUUGGACCGCUGUCUGAUUGACCACAACCGCAAACAGUGUAUCGCCUGUACAGCCGCUAAGUCGCCAAAUAAGUCCCGAAACGGCCCCAAAUCCCAGCCCUCAACGACCGGCGCCCUCUCGGCAGACGUCGAGCACUUCACGAGCGCUCUGUUAGACAAAGUGGCGAACGCUGUGAAGCCUAAGAUGAAGGAAAUGAAGGACAAGUUUGUCGAUUAUGUCACUAAUCCUAAUCAACAACAAGUGGUCCGACACGUCAGCCCAUCAGACAAAUUGGGCAAAAGAUAUAAAGCCUUUAAUCACGGUUUGGAAUCGGAUUCCAACGACGAGAGCGCACAGGAGAUCGAUAUCGAGAAGUGGUCCAAAAGUCCAGAAAUAAUUGGUUGUUUCAAAUGCCAAGAGAUCAAAGAUGACGGCCAUAUGUGUCCCAGUUAUUUAGGGCUUUCCAACUCGCAUUUGUUUGUAUUACGGGAAAUGUCUCACAACAAGAGUUUAGCCAAAAUAAUGGCCAAACGGCCGCUCGAAAUGAUAGUACAAAUCACGUCGAAGAGGAGGUGUCCCGACUUAAUAACAUUCAAAUACGGGCACACCAUAGAGGGCGGCGAACCCAACGUGGUGGCCAAGGAUCACCUCCUGAUCCCCAAACCCUACGACAUUACGCGACUAAUCAAACAACAGGUGAUCCGCAUUCUCGACGGCGAGACCUCGUCGGGCAGUAACUCGUCGAGCAAAGCGUCUAACAAAUAGUCGACUCGUGUUUUUUUUAUUGUUUUUGUUUUGCUUUUUGUUUGUUUUCAACAAUUUUUGAGACGACGGCGUAAGUGUCGCUGAAGUGAUCGACGAAAACAAUACAAAAUUGAGACAAUCUUUGUUUCCAUACGUUACAAAUGAAAAGUGCUUUAGUCUAUCACUGACUAAACCCCUCGCUUUGAUAUAUCUAUUGAUAUAUUAUAUUUGUGAACCCCUUUCCUCCCGUUCCCUCACUCCGCCAUUCGUCUCUCGAAACUCUAUUUAUAUAUCAUUUCAUUGUAAUGCAAAUCAAAUGCGAUUUCCAUUCCAGCCGUUCAGUCAAUUGUGAGAUACAGUGAAAGAGUUUUUUUUAAAGAUUUUUAGUUUUAUUAGUUUCCCUUUUAAAAGUAAUUUAUUUCUAUUUCUGUUUGAAAUUAUACAAUUAUUAUUUUUGUUAUCAUUUUAAUGCUUAAAUUAG
Oppiella nova is the source of this 1909-nucleotide messenger RNA. Lineage: Eukaryota; Metazoa; Arthropoda; Arachnida; Sarcoptiformes; Oppiidae. The record is from the annotation of a GenBank genome assembly.